Molecule: messenger RNA, 201 nt
Organism: Brenthis ino (lesser marbled fritillary)
Lineage: Eukaryota; Metazoa; Arthropoda; Insecta; Lepidoptera; Nymphalidae
Source: the annotation of a GenBank genome assembly
AUGUGGGCGCUGCCGGUGUUGCGCACGCGCAGCUACCUCGGCGCGGUCGAGUUCCACGCUCACGCUGCGUCGUCCAGCUCGCUUAGCCCGUGUGACCUUUACUCGGUGAACUUAGGAAGCGUCGUUCAGUGUAAAACGUUCAUUAGGCCCCCUCAACCCGCACUGUCGUGGUCUUCGAGCGCACCAAACACAGCAAGAGAG